AUGAGCCGCUACGAGUAUGAGACCAAUGGUUAUCAUCGGGCAGUGGAGGAUGAGUAUGAGGACGAGUACUAUGAUGAAGAUGAGUACGAGGAGGAAGGUGCAGGAGCUCCUGAGGAGGACGAAGAGCCACCAGAGGGUCAGCAGGAGUUCCUUCAAAUUAGAGAACGAUUGAAGGAGCAGAUUAGGCGGAAGGCACAGGGUGCCAGUGCUAGCACAGCUGGUCGCUCGUCUUCCUUGCAUGAUAGAAGACCACCCCCACCCAAUUUUGGCUCCUUCUUUGGGCCCUCCAAGCCGGUGAUUUCCCAGCGUGUGAUUGAAGAAAGGAAGUCAAUGAAAGAGAUACAGAACACAGUGCCCAGAGAACGAAGACCUCCUGGAAAGGACAUCCCAUCAUCUUCGAGAGUGCAAGUGCAAGCUAAAACAAAUGGAUUUCACCAGAAGCAAAAGAUUGUUAAUGAGGCAAAAAAGAAAGCUGAGGCACUUAAGGAUAAUCGGGACUAUUCAUUUCUACUCUCGGAUGAUGCUGACAUUCCAUCUCCUCCAAGGGAAAAACCUGCGGCUAGGCCUUCAUUGACCCAAAAGUCUGAUCGUGAGGUGAUGCAUUCUGCAGUGAAGAGUAGGGCGCCAACAAGUCAGCCCGCCAGAUUGCCAAAUGGUCAUGGGUUGAACAACAACACAUCGUCCACACAAAGACGCCCGGAAAGUAAGUUUGAAUCCAAGGGAAAGGAGAUGCUCCUAAGUAGAGAAAGGGCUGUUGACAAUGGAAGGAUGCAUAGUGUUGUUAGAAAUGGGUCCAGCCAGGCCACUGGAAGCAAAGCUGCAAGCCAAAAAUUUCCGAGCAAGGGUCAGAUAGCAAAUAAGCCUUCUAUGAAGGAAGUGAAUGAACAGUCUCUUAGAAAGGAUCAUUUAGCUAGAAAGCAACCUGUGUUACCUAAUGGUCGACAACAGCCCUCACAAAGUCAGAGGAUGCAAUCAGCCUCGUAUGGCCAGAGGCCGCAGCAGUCGUUGCAGAGCCAGAGACCACAACAGUCAUCGCAGAGCCAGAGGCCACAACAGUCGUCGCAGAGCCAGAGGCCACAACAGUCGUCGCAGAGCCAGAGGCCACAGCAGUCGUCGCAGAGCCAGAGGCCACUGCAGUCGUCGCAGAGCCAGAGGCCACUGCAGUCACAGAGCCAGAGGCCACUGCAGUCCUCGCAUAGCCAGAGGCAACUGCAGUCGUCACAGCGUGAGAGGCCACUGCAGUCAUCGCAGAGUCAGAGACCACAAUCAUCGCAGAGUCAGAGACCGCAACAAUCACUACAGAGACAGAGACCACAGCAAUCUUCACAGUUGCAAUCCUCACAAAGCCAAAGACAGCUGCCACAAAGCAACAGGCCGCAGCAGAUGUUGCAACGGCAAAGGCCUCUUUCCUCGCAAGGUCAUUAUCCUGAGCAAAGAAGAGUCCAAGCAAAUGAUCGAGUAAAACCAUCCGAAAGGCAGGUAAGGACUCCCUCGAAACCUAUGCCAUCUCGACAAGUAUCUGCCAAUGGACGUGAUGAUCGUGCAAAGAAAAAGCAAUUGGGGAAACGAAGGUUUGAUGACGACAUUGAAGAUGAGGAUGAUCCCAUGGCUAUGAUCAGGAGUAUGUUCAGGUAUGACCCUAGUAAAUAUGCAGGCAGAGAUGAUGAUGAUAGUGACAUGGAAGCAGAUUUUGCUACUAUAGAGAUGGAAGAGAAAAGAAGCGCGAGGAUUGCAAGGCAGGAGGACGAAGAGGAGCUCCGCCUGCUUGAGGAAGAAGAGAGGCGUGAGCAGGAGAGGAAGAGGCGGCGGGUAGGCCGAUAG
This is a messenger RNA of Triticum turgidum subsp. durum (durum wheat), 1821 nucleotides long. The record is from the annotation of a GenBank genome assembly. NCBI's taxonomy places the organism in Eukaryota, Viridiplantae, Streptophyta, Magnoliopsida, Poales, Poaceae.